Nicrophorus vespilloides is the source of this 1578-nucleotide messenger RNA. Its product is annotated as presenilin-1. Gene Ontology annotation, biological process: amyloid-beta metabolic process; negative regulation of apoptotic process; Notch receptor processing. Gene Ontology annotation, cellular component: neuronal cell body; perinuclear region of cytoplasm; nucleus. NCBI's taxonomy places the organism in Eukaryota, Metazoa, Arthropoda, Insecta, Coleoptera, Silphidae. The record is from RefSeq and is a predicted model, not a curated record. Bases 123 to 1514 code for a protein of 463 amino acids. Gene Ontology annotation, molecular function: aspartic endopeptidase activity, intramembrane cleaving. The transcript has 2 exons.
UGGUACCGAAAACACCUGUUUAUCUGUCAGUGGGACGUUUGGUUUGGGUGACUCACAAAGUAAUAACAAAUAGUCUUGUUCAUUGAGUCCUCCUCCGCAAACUUUUCCAGAAAUCUUCGUGCAUGUCAGAUAGCGACAGCGAGUUUGAUUAUCCGUCAGAGAGCACAAGGCUGAUGGAUGGACAUGUGGCAACGAAUGGCGAGAUCCGUGCUCCACCCCCGGAAAAUACACGAAAAAGACAUACAUCAAGGAACAUAGAACAUGGAGAAAUGAGUUCUAAUACAUUACCUGAGGUUCAAACCCGACCAGAAAAUAGCCAAGCAGCCAGACCACAAGAGUGGUUAGGUGAUGAAGAAGAGGAAUUGAAAUAUGGUGCCAAACAUGUCAUCAAGUUAUUUGCUCCCGUUUCGCUAUGCAUGGUCGUCGUGGUUGCAACAAUAAGUUCAGUACGAUUUUAUUCUAUAAAAGAUGUUUAUCUUGUCUAUACACCAUUUCAUGAGGAAAGCCCAGAGACUGGCACAAAAGUGUGGAAUGCUGUUGCCAAUUCAUUUAUUCUUAUGGGUUUCAUUAUAGUUAUGACUGUGCUGCUGAUUGUCCUGUACAAACAUCGUUGCUAUAAAGUCAUACAUGGUUGGCUCAUCAUUUCUUCUCUAAUGUUGCUGAGUAUAUUCUCAUUUUUAUAUGUGGAAGAAGUUUUGAGAGCUUAUAAUGUUCCAUUCGAUUAUUUAACGUUGUUCAUUCUCAUGUGGAAUUUCGGUGUUAUGGGAAUGAUUUGCAUCCAUUGGAAAGGACCUUUAAUAUUGCAGCAAGCAUAUUUGAUAUUCAUUGCUGCUCUGAUGGCUUUGGUUUUCAUUAAAUAUUUGCCGGAAUGGACGACUUGGGCAGUACUUGCAGUAAUAUCAGUUUGGGAUCUUGUCGCUGUUUUAAUGCCUCGCGGACCUCUGAGGAUUCUCGUUGAAACGGCUCAAGAACGAAACGAACAGAUAUUUCCGGCGCUGAUUUAUUCUUCUACGUAUAUGUAUACAUACAUGGGGAUGGCUACCGGAAAUGACACCAACACCGCUUCCACAACUACCAACGGUGGAGGCGAUGAAACCAAUCGUAGAGCGAGCGGCGAAGAUGGUUUCACUGAGGAUUGGGUACAAAACCAUGCGGAGAGAGGAGCCCAAAGACAGAUAGAAGUGCACGAUGAUGGGACCACAGGAAGACCAAGAACAACCUUGUACCAAGAAGUGGAGGAGGAAAGAGGCGUCAAGUUAGGUUUGGGUGAUUUCAUUUUCUACUCGGUGCUAGUGGGUAAAGCCAGCUCGUACGGCGAUUGGAACACAACUCUGGCAUGUUUCGUUGCAAUCCUCAUCGGUCUCUGCUUAACUUUACUUCUAUUGGCCAUUUUCAAAAAAGCUUUACCCGCUUUACCCAUCUCCAUAACAUUUGGUUUAAUAUUUUAUUUUACUACUAAAGAAAUCGUUAGCCCAUUCGCUGAUAGUUUAUCGAAUGAGCAAGUUUUCAUUUAACAUCACUCAACAGUUUUUAAAUUGUACCUUGAUUUUUAAUUUAUUUUAUAAUUAUAAUUAAACA